AUGUCUGCUCCCGCCCCCACCCAGAAAGGCCCCCAGGGCGCCGACCUCAUCGCCCGUUUCGCUUUCGCCGGUGCCGUCUGCUGCUCCGUCACCCACGGUGCCUUCACUCCCGUCGAUGUCGUCAAGACCAAGAUCCAGCUUGACCCUACCACCUACAACAAGGGUAUGUUCAGUGCCUUCCGCCAGGUCGUCAAGAACGAGGGUGCUGGUGCUCUCUUGACCGGUGCCGGUCCUACCUUCGCUGGUUACUUCGCCCAGGGUGCCUUCAAGUUCGGAGGUUACGAGUUCUUCAAGGCCCAGGCCGUCAAGAGCGUCGGUAUCGAGAAGGCCCGUGAGAACCGUGCUGCCAUCUACUCCGUCUCUGCUGCCGCCGCUGAGUUCUUCGCCUCCAUUGCCCUUUGCCCUCUUGAGGCUACCCGUAUUCGUCUCGUCUCCACCCCUGGCUUCGCCAACGGUCUCAUCGGUGGUUUCGGUAAGAUCCUGAAGAACGAGGGUGUCGGUGCCUUCUACGGUGGUUUCGGACCCAUCCUGCUCAAGCAGGUCCCCUACACCGUCACCAAGUUCGUUGCCUUCGAGAAGUUCUCCGAGGUGAUCUUCGCUCAGUUCGACAAGUCUAAGAUGUCCGACGGUGCCCAGACCACUGUCAACCUCGGAGCUGGUCUCCUUGCCGGUUUCGCUGCUGCCAUUGUCUCCCAGCCCGCUGACACCAUGCUGUCCAAGAUCAACAAGACCAAGGCUGCCGCUGGUGAGGGUACCGUUUCCCGUCUCGUCAAGAUUGCUGGUGAGCUCGGUUUCCGUGGUGCCUUCGCUGGUCUCCCCACCCGUCUCGUCAUGGUCGGUGGUAUCACCGCUGGUCAGUUCGCCAUUUACGGUGACAUCAAGAAGGCUCUUGGUGCUACCAACGGCACUGAGAUCGCUAAAUAA
Molecule: messenger RNA, 924 nt
Organism: Penicillium olsonii
Lineage: Eukaryota; Fungi; Ascomycota; Eurotiomycetes; Eurotiales; Aspergillaceae
Source: the annotation of a GenBank genome assembly